Messenger RNA from Momordica charantia (bitter melon), 2060 nucleotides. RefSeq names its product MATE efflux family protein. Gene Ontology annotation, cellular component: membrane. Gene Ontology annotation, biological process: xenobiotic detoxification by transmembrane export across the plasma membrane. Gene Ontology annotation, molecular function: xenobiotic transmembrane transporter activity; antiporter activity. The record is from RefSeq and is a predicted model, not a curated record. Lineage: Eukaryota; Viridiplantae; Streptophyta; Magnoliopsida; Cucurbitales; Cucurbitaceae.
UAUAUUUUCCUCUUUCUUCAUUUCAGAUUCUUUGAUUUUUCAAAAAAUUUCUUCAAGUUGCGCCAUCCGAGGCGACAGAGAGGAAGUUGAAGUGAACUGAGCGCCUGAAAUCUAUUCCGGCGGCUUCUUGGAUACUUUUCCGGCCGGAAACCACCGCCGAUGGCCGGUUCUUACUAGCUAGACGAGUAUUGAAUCGAACCUAAUUCCUAAUAACGCGAUGGAGUGUUUAAUAAGAACGAAGGGAUAUUAGACUCAGAGACAGAGGCUAGGCAAUGAGAAAGAACUGAGAGUCAGUGUACCAACCAACUGGGUCUACAAAUUCUAAUUUCGUAUACGCGUCGUCGAGAAUUUUUCUUAAAGAAUGGAAGACGAGAACCCAGAAGCUUCUUCAAACAAAGUCCCCUCUCUUUCUCAGGUGGUAGAAGAGUUGAAAGAGCUGUGGGGUAUGACCUUACCAAUAACCACCAUGAACUUCCUGGUCUUUUUGAGGCAGGUGGUCUCUGUUUUGUUCUUGGGUAGAAUUGGGAGCCUAGAGCUAGCCGGCGGUGCACUUUCAAUAGGAUUUACAAACAUCACAGGCUAUUCUGUUAUGGUGGGUUUAGCCGCCGGGUUGGAACCCAUAUGCAGCCAAGCGUACGGUAGUAAAAACUGGGAUCUCCUCUGUCUCUCUCUGCAACGCAUGGUCCUAAUCCUCCUCACUGCAACCAUACCCAUCGGUCUUCUCUGGCUCAACCUCGACACCAUCAUGGUGUUUCUAGGCCAAGAUCAAGAAAUCACAAGGAUGGCGGCUAUUUACUGCAUUUAUUCUCUUCCAGACCUUUUAACAAACACCUUGCUGCAACCACUGAAAAUCUUUUUAAGGUCACAAAAGGACACGAAGCCCAUGAUGUAUUGCACUCUAGUAGCAGUUGGGCUUCACGUGCCUCUAAACUACGUGAUGGUGGCGGUGCUGGGCAUGGGAAUCCGAGGAGUGGCGAUGGCUUCGGUGCUGACAAAUUUGAACAUUGUGGGAUUGAUGUCAGGAUACGUGUGGGUGUGGGGGAGGAAGGGGGAGAUGAGAUGGACGGUGAAGAUUGGAGAGGUUUGUGGAGGCGUGGGGCCAAUGAUGAAAUUGGCUGUACCGAGUUGCUUGGGAAUAUGUUUGGAGUGGUGGUGGUAUGAAAUUGUGACAGUGUUGUCUGGUUAUUUGUCCAAUCCAACGUCGGCUGUGGCCGCCACUGGGAUUCUCAUCCAAACUACAAGCAUGAUGUACACUGUACCCUUGGCUCUCUCUGGUUGCGUCUCUACCAGGGUGGGGAACGAGCUGGGAGGUGGAAAGCCAAAGAAGGCAAAACUGGCUGCCAUGGUGGCGUUGGGAUGCGCGUUCCUGAUUGGCGGAAUGAACGUGACGUGGACGGUGAUUCUGAGGCGCACGUGGGCCACGCUUUUCACAGACGAUGCGUUGGUUAAAUCAUUGGUGUCCUCAGCCCUGCCAAUCAUAGGGCUGUGUGAGCUCUGGAACUGCCCGCAGACCACGGGGUAUGGCAUCCUACGCGGCACUGCCCGUCCUGCCGUGGGCGCCCGCAUCAACUUGGGUUCCUUUUACCUGGUGGGCACUCCAGUGGCUGUGGGCCUCGCCUUUGGGCUUAAAGUUGGGUUCGUUGGGCUUUGGUUUGGGCUGCUGUCGGCCCAGGUGGCCUGCGCUGUGUCCAUGCUCUAUGUGGUCGUGGCCAAGACUGAUUGGGAGGCUGAAGCUUUGAAGGCUAAGAAGCUCACUGGGUUGGAAAUGGCUGCCACUCAUGGCGCAGAAGAAGAAGAAGAAAGCAAGAAGCUGCUGGUUGAUGAAAACGGCCAUCAACAUUAUAUUUUCUAGAAACCACAACCAAAUUUUCAGAAGGGUUCUUUUUUUGGAUGUUGUAUAGUUUUAAUUGAUGGCCUGUUGUUGGUUGGGGUUGGGGUUGGCGUAGGCUUUAAAUUAUAGUGGUGCUGCUAUCAACUUUUCUUGCCUGUCAAAGGCUCUUUGGGGUUAAAUUUUCAUUUUUAGAUUUGUGUUUAAACUUAAUUUCAAGUCAGUUUCUCUA